AUGAUUGAUGAUGAACUGCUAAAUAGUCUUUCCAGCCAAAAACUGAUUGAUUCUGGCAAAGUAGCAUUCGAUAAUCUGCUAGCAGUUCCUUCCGCUAAUCUCUCCGGAACCGUUCCGAGAGAGAUUGGGGAGCUCGUCGCGCUUCAGAGUCUCUAUCUGGGAGUGAAUGCGCUCUCUGUAACCAUCCCUCUUGAGCUCGGCUACAUCUCUUCUCUCUCAAAUGUUGAGUUGAGCGGCAAUAUGUUCACUGGCCCGGUUCCUGUGUCUAUCUGGAACCUCUGUGAAAACCUUGUUUCUCUUCGCCUUCAUGGUAAUUCUCUGUCAGGUCACAAUUCGUUUUCUGGGGAUUUUUCUGAAUUUGUGGCUAGGUUUAGUGGGCUAAAAGAGCUUAACCUAGGUGAUAACAAGCUCUCUAGCACAAUUCCUGGUAGUUUAAGUGCACUACACCUUGAGAAAUUGAAUAUUUCUUACUAUAGCUUCAGUGGGGUUUUGCCAAAUUUUGGGCAACCAAAGUUUGGGGUGGAGGCUUUUGAGGGCAACGGUCCUGAGCUUUGUGGGCUUCCAUUGAGACCCUGUAAUGGAAACUCUGGACUGAGCCCUGGUGCCAUUGCUGGCAUUGUGAUUGGCUUGAUGGCUGGGGCAGUGCUUUUGGCAUCAUUGUUGAUUGGGUAUUUUUCGGGGAAGAAGAGGAGGACGAAUGACAACGAAACAGGAGAGGAGGAUUUUGAAGAACUAGAGGAUGAGGAAAAUGGUGGGGGGUGGUGGUGGUGA
This is a messenger RNA of Ipomoea triloba (trilobed morning glory), 771 nucleotides long. RefSeq names its product putative kinase-like protein TMKL1. The coding region runs from base 1 to 771 and encodes 256 amino acids. The transcript has 4 exons. The record is from RefSeq and is a predicted model, not a curated record. Lineage: Eukaryota; Viridiplantae; Streptophyta; Magnoliopsida; Solanales; Convolvulaceae. Gene Ontology annotation, molecular function: protein binding.